CGUUCCACCCUCCUUUUGGCAACUGGGAGGAUCCUCGCGGGAUUUCAGUUCGGCUUUAUCAGUUCGGGCUCUGUGGGUGUGACAAGAAGAAGGAUGACUGCGCUUCGUAGUUUCUGAUCCGGAACUAGUUUUUCAGAAAACCCGGAAGGAGUAGGUGGCGCGCGCGAAGCGUGUUCCUUGUUCUGGAGUGGAGAACUACGAGGUGAGUGAGAAGUGCUCCAGAUGCUCUCCAAGUUCUUGACUAUGGAGUAUUUGGUCCAUCCUGGUACACUCAGCUUGGCUGCUGGAGUUGCUUGUGGCAUGUGCCUGGGCUGGGGCCUCCGGAGCCACCGUGGGAUGUUCCCCCAGAAUUCAACAAGUGAGGCAAACAGAGACACAGAGACAGGAACCGAAGCAAGCAUCUUGGGAGAGAGUGGGGAAUACAAAAUGAUUCUUGUGGUUCGAACUGACUUAAAGAUGGGGAAAGGGAAGGUCGCCGCCCAGUGUUCUCAUGCUGCUGUUUCUGCCUACAAGCAGACUCAAAGGAGAAACCCUCAAGUGCUCAAAGAGUGGGAGUACUGUGGCCAGCCCAAAGUGGUGGUCAAAGCUCCAGAUGAAGACACCCUCAUUCAAUUACUCACCCAUGCAAAAACCUUGGGACUGACUGUAAGUUUAAUCCAAGAUGCUGGUCGUACUCAGAUUGAACCAGGCUCUCGAACUGUCCUGGGAAUUGGGCCAGGACCAGUAGAACUAAUUGAUGAGGUUACCGGCCACCUAAAACUCUACUAGAUGAGUUCUUGCUUGAUGGUGAUUCUGUCAGAAGACGAUGAGCCUGUCAGUAACAAUAAAUGCUUAAUUCUUCUCCCCACUUUAA
Molecule: messenger RNA, 853 nt
Organism: Grammomys surdaster
Lineage: Eukaryota; Metazoa; Chordata; Mammalia; Rodentia; Muridae
Gene: Ptrh2
Product: peptidyl-tRNA hydrolase 2
Exons: 2
Coding region: 223-768 (181 amino acids)
Biological process (GO): negative regulation of anoikis; positive regulation of anoikis
Cellular component (GO): cytosol; mitochondrion
Molecular function (GO): peptidyl-tRNA hydrolase activity
Source: RefSeq, a predicted model, not a curated record